AUGCCAUCCUCAAAGACACCAUUAGAAGUUGACGAUGUCACCAUCACCAGCUUCACCGUCACUGAUAUCAGAUUCCCCACUAGUCUAGACGGGGUUGGCUCGGACGCUAUGCAUGUUGGCACAAAUGGAUCGCAUCCCUACAUUCAACUUCAUACUAAUCAGGGUGACUUGAUCGGUGAAGGCAUUGCUUUCAGCAACGGUCGAGGAAGCGAGCUAAUUUGUAUGACUCUCAACAUCUUCGCGAAACGCGUGGUUGGAAAGACAAUGCAUGAGUUGACUCGGAACAUGGGCAAGACCUGGCGAUAUAUGGUCUCCGACUCCCAAUACAGAUGGAUCGGCCCUGAGAAGAGCGUGACGCAUUUGGCAGUUGCCGGCGUACUCAAUGCUGUCUGGGACCUCUGGGGCAAGAUAUUAGGUCUUCCAGUGUGGCAGAUCGUGUGUGAAAUGAGUCCUGAUGAGAUUGUUCGCUGUAUCGAUUUCAGGUAUAUCACAGACGUCAUCACACCAGAAGAGGCCAUCGGUAUGCUUCAAAAGACGGCCAAAGGCAAGGAGGAGCGCUUGAAGGAGGCAUUCGAUAAUGUUGCCGUGCCAGCCUAUACAACAUCCGCCGGAUGGAUGGCGUUCUCGGGCGAUAGGAUGAAGGAGGUCUUACAUGAGACAUUGGCGCAGGGAUACAAGGUCUUCAAGUUUAAAGUCGGGACCAGCAUCGAGGCCGAUAGAGAGAGAUUGUCUGCUGUAUGGAGCGUACCCGAGGCCAUUGAUUACAUGAAGCAUUUGGUGGAGUUCAAGCCUGUUUUCAUCGAGGAGCCAACAAACCCCGAUGACGUGCUGGGACACGCAGCGAUUCGCAAGGCGCUGAAGCCGUAUGGCGUCGGCGUUGCCACAGGCGAAGCAGCACAAAACAGAGUCACUUUCAAGCAGUUACUGCAGGCUGAAGCAACUGAUGUUGCACAAAUCGAUGCUGUUCGACUCGGUAGCGUUAAUGAAUGUCUUGCGGUCAUGCUGAUGGCCCUCAAGUUCAAUAUCCCAUGUGUUCCACAUAAUGGUGCAAUGGGCCUGACAGAACUGACAUCCCAUCUCAGCACGAUCGACUAUGUUGCCAUCAGUGGACGUAAGUCAAUGCUGGAAAAUGCUGACAGCCACCGCGAGAACUUACGACAUCCUUCCAAGAUUGUUAAUACUCACUACGUCACGCCAUUAUCACCAGGUUACUCUACAGGCUACACCGAUGAAGCGCUUGAAAAGUAUACUUAUCCUGAUGGCAAGUUCUGGGCAUCUGAAACUGGGUUGAAGAUUAUCGCGCAGCCCACGGGUGGCGAGCUAUAA
This is a messenger RNA of Fusarium proliferatum ET1, 1326 nucleotides long. RefSeq lists its product as uncharacterized. Gene Ontology annotation, molecular function: magnesium ion binding; hydro-lyase activity. The transcript is spliced from 5 exons. The record is from RefSeq and is a predicted model, not a curated record. Gene Ontology annotation, biological process: carbohydrate catabolic process. Lineage: Eukaryota; Fungi; Ascomycota; Sordariomycetes; Hypocreales; Nectriaceae. The coding region runs from base 1 to 1326 and encodes 441 amino acids.